This is a messenger RNA of Lodderomyces elongisporus, 945 nucleotides long. RefSeq names its product exosome non-catalytic core subunit (gene CSL4). Gene Ontology annotation, molecular function: RNA binding. Lineage: Eukaryota; Fungi; Ascomycota; Pichiomycetes; Serinales; Debaryomycetaceae. Gene Ontology annotation, biological process: RNA processing. The record is from RefSeq and is a predicted model, not a curated record. The transcript has a single exon. Gene Ontology annotation, cellular component: cytoplasm; nuclear exosome (RNase complex). Bases 1 to 945 code for a protein of 314 amino acids.
AUGAAUUCGAAAAUAGUCGUACCUGGCCAGUAUAUAGUGCCGACAUAUAAGCUUGAAAAUGAUCAGCCUAUUCGAUACAUACCUGGCAGAGGCACAGUUGUCAAUCAAAUACAAGAUCCCGAUUCCAAAAAGUACUUACCUGUUAUAUGUGCCACUAUUGUUGGGUCAACGUACAUAACAAAGGAGCUGAAUCUGGAACUGAAGCUGGAAUCGGAAUCGGAACCGAAGGAGGUUGAUGAAAAUUCAAACAGUGCGGAGCAUAAAGUGAAAGCUGCCACACUGGGAGAUAAAAUUAAUUUGGACGAGACAACCUCCACAUACGUAGUCCAUGUCGUAGCCAAAGGAGAUUCGCUUCCCUCAAAUGGAGUCGGAGCGUUUGACCCUGUAUCGACAUCAAUAAAUCUUCCCAAGGAAAAUGACAUUGUUCUAGUUAGGAUUACACGGAUAUCUCAGAAACAAGCAUGGUGUGAAAUCCUUGCGAUGGAAAACAAACACGGCCACUUUCAAAAGAAUAUCCUUGCUGACUCUGGGCUAGGCUCUAAUGGUGCUACUUCGCAUGCUUCAUUGCCAGCUGGUGGUGGAUCUCAGCAUAAUUUUAACAUCCAAAGUGUUGCAUCAAACACUUCGAAUGCGCAGAUAUAUGAUAUUGGAGAGAAUUUCAGAGGUAUAAUAAGAAGCCAAGAUAUCAGAUCAACUGAACGAGAUCGAGUUGUUGUUGGGGAGUGUUUCAAGCCAGGUGAUAUUGUGAGAGCACAGAUUUUGAGUCUUGGUGAUGGACAAAAUUAUUACUUGUCCACUGCAAAAAACAAUUUGGGUGUAGUGUUUGCGAAAAGUGAAGGUGGUGCUGGCUCUUUGAUGUACCCUAUUGAUUGGCAAAAUAUGCUUGAUGUUGAUACAGGGAUAGUUGAGAAGAGGAAAAAUGCCAACCCAUUUGAAUCGAUUUAG